Molecule: messenger RNA, 899 nt
Organism: Musca domestica (house fly)
Lineage: Eukaryota; Metazoa; Arthropoda; Insecta; Diptera; Muscidae
Product: carbonic anhydrase 15-like
Exons: 4
Coding region: 1-756 (251 amino acids)
Cellular component (GO): cytoplasm
Molecular function (GO): zinc ion binding; carbonate dehydratase activity
Source: RefSeq, a predicted model, not a curated record
AUGCCUGGUGACUAUCGUGUGAUAGUAGUCGGUUCUGUAAUACUCGUAUUGACAUAUAUUUUACCAACGCGACCGCUAAGAUUUAAAAACUACGAUAAACCCCUACUUGGACCCAUAAAACUCAGCAAUACUGGUUAUACUGCUGACAUUUCAAUACCUACAGCAUUUGAUGGAAGUAGGCCAUCGAUAACGGGUGGUAUCCUCAAGGGAAACUAUGAAGCAAUUGGCGUACAUUUCCAUUGGGGUGAUCCAUUUGGUCCAGGUUCGGAGCACAUCAUUGAUGGGCGACAAUUUGAUGUUGAAAUGCACAUCGUCCACAAGAAGAGUACAUUUGCCACCGUUGAAGAGGCCACCCAGUAUCCCUAUGGAUUGGCUGUUCUGGGUGUAAUGUUCAAGGGGGUUGAGAAUCCCGAUCGUUACUACCCUGGUUUGAAUAAACUCUUUAACAACUUAAUCGAUGUUGUGGAACCCCAGACAUCUACUUUCCUUGACGGUACCAUAUCGAUGGGUCAACUAUUGGGUGAUUUAUAUACGAAAAACUUCUUCACCUACAAGGGAUCGCUGACGACUCCAGGUUGCUCCGAAGCUGUUUUAUGGCAUGUAUUUCCCGAUCCACUGCCCAUCGCCCAAGAACACAUUUAUAAAUUCUGGGAUCUGUUGGAUUCAACGGGCGCACCGUUGAUCAAUAAUUAUCGGCCAGUGCAGGGCGUAAAUGGUCGUAAAAUCUAUUAUAGGGUGGGAUUCAAGACUCUUUAGGGGAUAAGUUAGUGAGAUUUAGUGGGAGCAAUAUUUUUUAUUUAUUUAUUUAAUUGUUAUUUAUUAAAUUCGUUUGUAAGCUAGAUAUAUGUAAUUAAAAAUAUUUAUUUAAGAAAAAUUAUAAAAUUAAUUAAUAAAAACAA